AUGCACCCCCAAGCUCAAAUUCAGGAUGAUACUUCACCGGUUACCAGCCGACAAGCCAAGAGACCACGUCAGGCACAAAAUGACCCAGAUCCUGGUGCUAUUGCUACCAGAUCCCAGCCAAUCCGAAGACGCGUUGCUGUAGCGUGCGAAGUGUGCCGUUCGAGGAAGACCAAGUGCGAUAGCCGCUGGCCGGUUUGCAGCUAUUGUGAGAAGAGCAACUCGGAGUGCCAAUAUGAUACUAUGAACUCAUCAGAUCGGCCCUUGUUGGGUUUGCAAAUCUUACAGGUUGUCCAAGACUUGGCACAAAACAUAAAAGAACAGCAUUCACCGGGCCUGUCUAGUACAACUUCUCAUACACGUACUACAACACAGCCAAUAAGGCAUAGCGAAGCUGAGUCUUUGGUCAACUUGACUGCUACACCACAAUCUAUCUCAGCCCCUGAAUGUCAAGUCAAGAGAUUCUCUGAAGGACUCGAAAGUGUCUUGACAUGGAAUGUAUUUCCACAAGGAAUUGAUCCUAUCUCUAUCGAUAAUGGGAGCUUAAUGGCUAUGCCUGAUGAGCUUCCCCCGAUGGGUUUCUCAGAACUAAAGAGACUACAGAAAUGCUAUCUUGCCACUGUCCAUAGCGUUAACCCUAUUUUAGAUGUUACCAUUCUCGACCAGUACGUUCUCAAGGUCUCCGAAAAUGGCUUGGACUGGUCGACGCAGACGUGUCUUGUUGCCUUUGUGUGCGCUAUUGGCGCAAUAUGCCAGGACCCGCAUGUCGAAACACCGAAGAGUCACAACAGUUGGGAUCUAGACCAAACCACCGAUAUUGCUUACAGGUACUGGAGUGUCGCGUGCAAAAGGCUCGGAAGAGCAAUGAGCCAUAAUACAUUGGAAUCAGCCCAGUGUUUGUGUUUGGCAGGCAUCUGGUUCAUGUGUAACUUACAACCACUCGAGGCCUGGAGGUAUUUUACAAUGGCAGGAAAUUCCUGCUAUUCUGCGAUAUGGGCCAUGGAAUCUACCAUGCCUACCGUGUCAGAGAAUUUCCCUACAAGUCCGCAAGCAAUCAAGCAAAGCAUCUUUUAUACAGCCUACAAAUCGGAAGUUGAGAUUAGGUACGAAAUACCUAGUUUACCCGGCUCCAUGCUCGAACACAUUGAGGAUCGUCUCACGUUUCCUUCGCCGCCUGCAGCGAACUGCUUGUUCGACGAGACCAUCGCGUGGUAUUACUUUCUCGCAGACAUAGCCGCCCGACACUUGAUCAACCGCAUCAUCGACGCCAAGGUCGACAUCUCCGGGUGUCUCAGCGAAGCGCAGGCCAGGUCUUUACUCCGAUCAUACGAGGUUUUUGGCUCACAGCUACAAGACUGGUAUCUGUCCCUACCGCCGGAAGUAUCAUUUCCGCCACCAGAUGCAAGUAUUUCUCCCGAGACGAAUCUCUAUAAAAGAAUUCUCCGUUCGCGAUAUCUCUUCAUCAAGGAGCUUCUGUGCCGGCCAUUUAUUCGACUAUGUCUUGACUGCGCCCUUGAACUCCCCAUGGGUCUUGACGAUGAGAUCGCCAGUAUAGCUUCCUUGGGCCUGCGGUAUUGUGUUUGGAGACUAAAGGCCGUGGAUCGAAUGAACAAGCUCGAUCAUGGGCUAUGGAUAUGGAUUCGAAAUAGUACUGCUUGCUCUAUGAUAUUAAUUGGUGCUGCUAGGAGCCUCCAGUUUCAGUCCCACACUGCAUCUGGGCGACUGGUUCUUCCACAAGAUUGGCGAGAAACGGUUGUUGGUUUCUUACACGGGCUUGAGAAGUAUUCUCACGAAACAAGAGGCGGCGUAGCUGCGUGCUAUCGACUCGUUACAUGGGGUCUUGACGGCUUUCAACCAAACUCACCAGAUAUCACUUGA
This is a messenger RNA of Fusarium sp. VM40, 1875 nucleotides long. Lineage: Eukaryota; Fungi; Ascomycota; Sordariomycetes; Hypocreales; Nectriaceae. The record is from the annotation of a GenBank genome assembly.